AUGGCGAACACGCUGAUGCCAUUCGAUACUGAGGAUGUCGUGCUCAAGGGUCGCGUCCCACGCGGAUUUCGUGGAAGUAUGAUCGGCAAACUUCCUGAGCAGAUGAACAUCGACGCACCAUUGCCAAACAUGUCCAUCCACCACACCGGCUUGACCGAUAAGGUCCUGGAAUAUCGAGCUCCUCACGAGCAGGUCAAAGAAUUCAAGCCCGAAGCCGACCGCGCAGGCUUCGCAGAUCCUGCCAAGAAAAGCCUCUUGGAAGCAGCCACAAAGAUCACCAAGUUGACGCCCUAUAUCGGAACUCAUCUUGAGGGCGUGCAGCUCAGCAAGUUGACGGAUGCGCAGAAGGAUGAGCUGGCUUUACUAGCGGCCGAACGCGGUGUUGUCUUUUUCCGUGAUCAGGACAUCACCAUCGACGAGCAGUAUGAGUUGACGAGACAUUUCGGUCUUCAGGACCGAGAUCCGAAUCAGGUUGACCCUCGUCAUGUGACGAUUCUUGGUCGCGAUGGUGAUAUUCGUGCUGCCGCCAACUUCGGAGCAGACUUCCAUUCCGACCACUCUUUCGAGGCAAACCCACCAGCGUACACCAUGCUUCGCCUUGUUCGAACUCCGGAGACGGGUGGCGAUACCAUCUUCUCAUCUCAAGCGGCCUUGUAUGACAAACUCAGUCCCCAUUUCCAGAAUCUGUUCGAGAAGCUGGACGCCGUGCAUACCUCAGAGCACACCUUCAUCAACUCGAUCAACGGUGGAGGGGCGCCAUUCCGUGGGCCAGUCAGGAGAAGCCAUCCUCUAGUCCGGACACACCCCGUGACGCGGGUGAAAUCCUUAUUCUAUAACCCAUCCUUCGUGUUGACCUUGGAGGGCUUGAAGGGGGCGGAGUCGCACCAUACCUUAGCGUUUCUCAGAGAACAUCUCCACGCCGCAGACGAUCUGACGGUGCGCUGGAAAUGGGAGCCAGGUAGUGUAGCGUUUUGGGACAAUCGUGUUGUCGCCCAUCGUGCCGUUCCAGGCGGCUAUAAUCCUGCCGAGAGGGAAGGCAAGCGUACCGCGGUCUAUGGUGAGAAGCCAUUCCUCGAUCCGACCAACAGCGUCAGCUUGAGCCAGUAUCUAGCUGGCGAAAGAGCAUCGGCCGAUGGCGGUGACAGCAAUGGGCACGCCAACGGCAAGUCUGGCGAAAAGGAUGGCUACGCUGCUGAUGCGAACGGACACUGA
Cyphellophora attinorum is the source of this 1212-nucleotide messenger RNA. RefSeq names its product Alpha-ketoglutarate-dependent sulfonate dioxygenase. The transcript is spliced from 4 exons. Gene Ontology annotation, molecular function: 2-oxoglutarate-dependent dioxygenase activity. NCBI's taxonomy places the organism in Eukaryota, Fungi, Ascomycota, Eurotiomycetes, Chaetothyriales, Cyphellophoraceae. The record is from RefSeq and is a predicted model, not a curated record. Gene Ontology annotation, cellular component: cytoplasm. The coding region runs from base 1 to 1212 and encodes 403 amino acids.